GACGUUGUUGAACUGCAGGUCGGAGAGAAAGAGCAAACAGAGGACCUCGGAGUUGUCAAAUGGUUGAACUAUGGCUGCUCCUGUUAGCAUGUGCUGCCGUCUGUUUGACAGAAACGGCGCUUUGACACGUGUUAGGAAACUGUUUGCACGGCGCGUGAACAGAAGCAUCGCGCGGAGCUGUUCCGGUGUUACGCACGAGGAAAAUGAACUUGAACUCACAGACUCGACUAUUGCUGGUUCCAACUUCAAAACCAGGGCAACACAGAAGAGGCUCAGGGACGACAGCAUACUUCCCUUUUCAGCGUUCUUGACUGACAACUUUGGCCGCAGGCACAACUACCUACGAAUCUCCCUCACAGAGAAAUGCAACUUCCGCUGUCAGUACUGCAUGCCAGAGGAGGGGGUGAAGCUCACACCACGGGGCCAGCUGCUAUCCACCUCUGAGGUGCUGACCCUGGCUCACCUCUUCGUCCAAGAGGGGGUGGACAAGAUCCGCCUCACUGGAGGGGAGCCGCUCAUCAGACCUGAUGUGCUCCAUAUUAUCACUGAGCUCAGAAAGUUGGAGGGCCUCAAGACUAUUGCCAUGACAACCAAUGGCAUGAACUUGGCUCGGCUUUUGCCAAACCUUAAAGACGCCGGAUUGGACCUGAUCAACAUCAGCCUGGAUUCAUUAGUUCCUGCCAAAUUUGAGUUUAUUGUCAGACGGAAAGGGUUUCACAAAGUAAUGGAGGGCAUUGAAAAGGCCAUUGAAUUGGGCUACAGUCCUGUGAAGAUCAACUGCGUGGUCAUGCGAGGCCUCAAUGAGGAAGAGCUGCUUGAUUUUGCAGCACUGACAGAGAAGAAGCCUCUGGAGGUGCGCUUUAUAGAGUACAUGCCCUUCGAUGGCAACAAGUGGAACUUUAAGAAGAUGGUGAGCUACCAGGAGAUGCUGGACCGCAUCAGGCAGAAGUGGCCCGACCUGGAGAAGCUUCAAGCUGGACAGACAGACACAGCCAAGACAUUUAAAGUGCCAGGCUUCAAAGGUCAGCUGGGCUUCAUCACCUCCAUGUCUGACCAUUUCUGUGGCUCCUGCAAUCGUUUACGCAUCACUGCAGACGGAAACCUAAAGGUAAAGCCGAUAAAGCUUUAAAGCUGUGCAUGAGGUCUGUUAUUGUCCUAUGGCACAAAUGACCAUGUAUGCAUGUGUGCACUUAUAGAUGGCCGGAGCUUGUGGGAGGCAGGUUGUGGAGCAAAAAGGGUGGUUUGUGAUUUGUUAAUAAGUGACAGAAUCUUUUGCUGUUACUUGAGUUUUUCAUAAUUUUGAUGAGAAUCAUAUUGCUUUUAUACAUUUUUCUUCACCUUCAUGUAUCACUGUCCCUUUUUCUUCACCAUUAAGGUCCUUUGAUUCUCAUUCUGUUCAUUCCCUUUGUGUUUGAGACAAAACUUUUAACUAAUUAGCAUCAACAUACACUGAAGGUGUAGAGGAGGCUGCAUACACUUCACUCUGAAACACUGAUUUCAGUGGUUUGUGCCAAGCAACAGGAUACAAGCACAACUACAGAGCUCUUGCAGGCACUACGGUCAAAGUUCAGCAGAAUGUAACUUUGACCACUGUGAACUAUGACGACUGCCUGUCUACCCAAUAGGAAGAUGGCAUCUCUUUUUACUGGUAAGGUCAGCUACAGGCUAUCUCUGCCUUCAGCUGAAUAUGGCAAAAGAUGG
Neolamprologus brichardi is the source of this 1701-nucleotide messenger RNA. The record is from RefSeq and is a predicted model, not a curated record. Lineage: Eukaryota; Metazoa; Chordata; Actinopteri; Cichliformes; Cichlidae.